Eruca vesicaria subsp. sativa (arugula) is the source of this 250-nucleotide messenger RNA. Lineage: Eukaryota; Viridiplantae; Streptophyta; Magnoliopsida; Brassicales; Brassicaceae. The record is from the annotation of a GenBank genome assembly.
AAACGAGAAGAGAGAACCGUCGUCUAUGCUACUCCUCCGGAAGAUACAUCAAACAGAGACGGCAGAGGAAUCGUGGAACCGCCGCUUACACGCAACGAAGGAGAGGGAGAUGCGGCGAGGGUGAGUCUUGUUGGAGCGUUAGAGAAAUGUGACCGGGACUUGGAGGAGCUUCGAAGAACCAUCAACGUCAUCAAAGCCACAUAUCUACUUCAGAAGAAACUUGAGAUUUCACCACCAAUGUCGCGUACCG